AUGAGCUUGGAUCCCUUUGUCCGGGACUUCCACUGGACAGAUUUGAGCGAUGCCCAAGUAUCGAAUAACAGUGGCUGGGCGGUCUCCUCUAUGCUUCUGGGGCAAGUGGUAGGAAUCCUUAUAUCAGGGCCGCUGGGUGAAAGACGGGGGCGGAAACCCGUGAUUAUGGCAGCUGCCAUUUUCUAUACCAUUGGUGCACUUCUGAUGUGUGGAAAUGUUGGUUCGUUCGCCGAAUUGCUCGUGGGGAGAAUUCUCUCCGGUAUAGGGUCGGGAUUCGGUAUGACAGCCGGGCCUGUUUACAUCUCUGAAGUCGCCCCCCAGGAACUACGCGGCAUGAUGACGACUUUCUACAACAUCAAUAUCAUGGGUGGUGUUGCGGGAAGCUACUGGAUCAACUUCGCAUCACAGGGUGUUAUCUCGUCUCAAUCUAGUUGGCAGUGGCGUACUACUUUUGUCCUGCAAGCUAUUCCAUCGGUUAUUCUUUUUAUUGGCUACCCUUUCUUUCCGGAAAGCCCUCGAUACCUCAUGAUGCGUGGGAGGGUGGAAGCUGCCCGCAGCAAUCUAUCUCGACUGCGAGGCGGGCUAGAUGAGUCCAACGAUUACUUUGCGCGAGAGUGGAUGGAACUGCAAAGCAAAGUUGACACCACGGCGGAGGCAUCCGCUCAGUCAGCGCUCAAGUCAACCCUUUCUCUUCUAAAAACAUGCAUCUCUCAUGCGCCCACACGCCGUCUUUUGAUCUUUGUCACGCUGAUUCAGACAUUCUUCAUCAUGUCGGGAGGAAACUCCAUUACCUAUUACGCCCCGACAAUCUUAAAGUCAAUAGGCCUAAACUCCACACAGGUCCUUCUUUUCACUGCUGUCUACGGACUGAUCAAAGUGGUCUCAGUCUUCCUCUAUGCUUUCUUUUUUACGGAUCGCUUUGGUAGGCGACCACUUCUUCUCAUUGGGUCCGCCAUGAACACGGCUUGCUUGCUCUACCUAGCCGUCUAUCUUGGCGUUGCCGAUCUGUCAAGUGCAGCUGCGCCGUCCCCAGCCGCCUGGGUCAGUAUCGUGAGCAUCUGCCUCUUUGCUGUCGGCUACGCGAUUGGUUGGGCACCAGCCUUCUCUCUGACAGCAUCAGAGAUCUGUCCCACACAUCUGCGCGGCACCAUCGUCAUGCUCACGUUCACGUACCAGAAUCUGCUGAACUUCGGCAUCACGAGAGGAUUUCCCAACAUGAUUGUUUCUAUGAAUUCCUACGGACCGUUUGCCCUAUUCACGGCGUUUACUGCGUGUGCCACUGUCUGGGUGUUCUUUGCUUUCCCUGAGUGUAAGGGACGCAGCAUGGAGAGUGCAAGUGCAUUGUUUUUACUCCCCUGGUAUAAGAUCGGGUUCCAGAAGGUUCCCACGCUUGGUGAGGAGGCAAGAGACAAUGAUGAUGAGGAGAAGGUAAUCUCCAUUCAUGAUGAGGAUAUCAAGGCGAAGGGCAGAGACACGACGCCCUAA
Aspergillus bombycis is the source of this 1485-nucleotide messenger RNA. RefSeq names its product sugar porter family MFS transporter. The transcript has 2 exons. Gene Ontology annotation, molecular function: carbohydrate:proton symporter activity. The coding region runs from base 1 to 1485 and encodes 494 amino acids. Gene Ontology annotation, biological process: carbohydrate transport; transmembrane transport. Gene Ontology annotation, cellular component: membrane. NCBI's taxonomy places the organism in Eukaryota, Fungi, Ascomycota, Eurotiomycetes, Eurotiales, Aspergillaceae. The record is from RefSeq and is a predicted model, not a curated record.